Messenger RNA from Colossoma macropomum (tambaqui), 773 nucleotides. RefSeq lists its product as uncharacterized. NCBI's taxonomy places the organism in Eukaryota, Metazoa, Chordata, Actinopteri, Characiformes, Serrasalmidae. The record is from RefSeq and is a predicted model, not a curated record. The coding region runs from base 165 to 773 and encodes 202 amino acids. The transcript has 3 exons.
GCUUGUACAGUGGAGAUCAUAGGUUUUAUCCAGCGAGGAACAGAAAUAGAGCCAUGCAGUCUCAACCCAUGCAUUAUGGCUACCAGCAGUGGUGAGGUCCGUUUAAUUCGAGGCGAAGAUGAAAGCUUUUUAGAAAGAGUUUCGCCUGCUGAUUGUUGAGGACCAUGAGUGCUGGAGUGAACGUGAAGCCUGUGUCCCAAAAUCACAGCAGCUCUGGGAUCCCUCUGCCUCGGAGCAUGAGCACAUUCUCCAAACAGAAUGCCAAGUACUCCAGCAGCGGCCUCGUAGGCCCACCUGGACAGUUUCAGCCAGGCGGACGAAUGACCUCCUUCGCGUCUCCCACCUCCAGUAUUGCUCCUAUAGCUAACUCUAAGGAACUGCUAAAGGAGGCAUCAUCAAGGCUUCAGUAUCAACAGCAGAAAGCUGCUCCAACGAGGGCCUCGCUUGACCGGAUGAUCGGCUCUCGCUCUGCCUACAGCAGCCCACAGAUUCCUAAAAGGAACAUGCUCCGCUCCAAAGACACACUGGACCUCCAGAGAGGCUCACUGCCCCACGAAACACUUCGAGAGCUUGCAAGGAAUGGCAACAAGAACUGGAGAUCUGGUCAAGCCCAUUUCAGGAGUUUGGAUAAUGGUGAUGUUCAGCCACCCGUCUCGCUUCAAGUUCAGGAGGACACAGAUGCGUCCUCUUUGGACGACGUCAGCGACUGCUCUUCAGACUCUAUGGAAGUGUGCUGUGAAGAUUUAGGUAAGCCCAUUCUCAAAGGACCCUAA